CUUGCAAUGUUAGUUUUGUGAGUGCAAAAGCCAAAAAAACAGUCUACUCCAGAUCUCAUUCCUUUUCCUACACCUUGUAAAAUUCUGAUACAAACCAAACACAUCACCAUAUUUAAAAUUCAUCCUUACCUCUCUUCUCCUUCCAUCUUUCUCUCUCUUCCCCAUCAAUCACCAAACUCCAUCAAAUCUCGAAGCUUUCAACAAUGGCGGUACCUUCCGAAGAAUCCCCCGAACACCGUCCCACGGCAUUAGAACCUGCAACAGAUCCGCAGGAGAAUGGCGCCAUUGAGCAAUCAAACGACACCAUUGAGCAAUCAAACGACGCCGUUGAAGCCAUACUUGAGCCUGUUGCUUCCGACAAGGAUCCGAAACACGAGGUGCCCGAACCCGAGUCUCUUCCUUCCGGAUCAAACGACGAAUCAUCGGGUCAACCCGAAUUGAAGAAGGAUGAAGGUAGUCGAACCUUCACGAUGAGAGAAUUGUUGAGUGGUUUGAAGGGAGAUCAAGGAACCUCUAACAAUUCUACUCCUGUUGCUGCUGAUUCUGCCUCUCCUCUUAGCGAAGAUAGUUCGUACCAGAACCAUGCCGCUAUGGAACUUAUCAAUAAUGUAACGGGUGUUGAUGAGGAAGGUCGAUCUCGCCAAAAGAUUCUUACUUAUGCUGCCAGGAGGUAUGCUAGUGCGAUAGAGAAAAAUUCAGGAGAUUAUGAUGCCCUUUACAACUGGGCUUUGGUACUUCAGGAAAGUGCAGAUAAUGUUGAUCCUGAUUCUGCCUCACCUUCUAAAGACGCAUUGCUCGAGGAGGCUUGCAAAAAGUACGAGGAAGCUACUCGUCUUUGUCCCACCCUUCAUGAUGCAUACUAUAAUUGGGCCAUUGCUAUCUCUGAUCGAGCAAGAAUGCGUGGUCGUACAAAGGAGGCUGAAGACUUGUGGAAGCAGGCCACAGAGUACUAUGGAAAAGCUGUCCAGUUGAAUUGGAAUAGUCCCCAGGCACUUAACAACUGGGGACUAGCAUUGCAGGAGCUCAGUGCAAUAGUUCCUGCUAAGGAAAAACAUAAUAUUGUUAAGACAGCAAUUAGUAAGUUCCGGGCAGCAAUUCAAUUGCAGUUUGACUUUCAUAGGGCUAUUUACAACCUUGGCACUGUUUUGUAUGGUUUAGCCGAGGACUUGCUAAGAAUAGGAGGAUCAGCCAGCCAUAACGAUGUUUCACCUAAUGAUUUGUAUAGUCAGUGUGCCGUCUAUAUUGCAGCUGCUCAUGCAUUGAAGCCAAAUUACUCGGUUUACCGCAGUGCACUGAGGCUUGUUCGUUCUAUGCUUCCUUUGCCCUAUCUUAAAGUGGGAUAUCUGACAGCACCUCCACCAGGCAAUCCAAUUGCCCCCCACAGUGAUUGGAAGCGGACUCAAUUUGUCCUUAACCAUGAGGGCCUUUAUCAGCUUGUACCUGAACCGAAGACGUCACGACAAAGUCUUUCUGGCAAGCCUGUAGAUGCAGCAAAUUCUAAAAAUAAAGCUGUCAAAGUUGACAUUCCUGAUAUCGUUUCAGUGUCAGCAUGUGCUGAUCUUACUUUGCCACCCGGAGCUGGACUCUCUAUUGACACCGUACAUGGACCGGUUUACUUGGUAGCUGACUCAUGGGAAUCUUUGGAUGGUUGGCUGGAUGCAAUUCGUUUAGUAUACACAAUUUUUGCUCGAGGUAAGAGUGAUGUUUUGGCUGGUGUAAUCACUGGAUGAUUAAUUUAUGUUAAAUGUAUCAAUUGUAUUAUCAGGAUGCUUUAUUUUCCCCUUUAUUGGGUUGUGUAGCAUAGCUUUAUUUGAUCACAAAAUUAAUGUAUAUUAUGAUGAAUUUCCGGAGGAAAUCAAUUUUACUUGUGUAGCAAUUGGCACUUAGAAUUUCGCCAAAUAUAUGUCUCUCGUGUAGCCUGUGAAGGCAGAAUUUUCAUUUGAUUUUCUAGUUUAUAAAGGAAUAAUUUUUGGUGCUCA
Messenger RNA from Chenopodium quinoa (quinoa), 1979 nucleotides. RefSeq names its product protein HLB1-like. Gene Ontology annotation, molecular function: protein binding. Lineage: Eukaryota; Viridiplantae; Streptophyta; Magnoliopsida; Caryophyllales; Amaranthaceae. The coding region runs from base 204 to 1730 and encodes 508 amino acids. The transcript has 14 exons. The record is from RefSeq and is a predicted model, not a curated record.